GCGGCUCCCGGGCCCGCCCGUCGGCGCGGCCGGGCCGGGGAGGGGCGGAGGGCCCGGCGGGGCCGCAGGUGCCGCGGAGGAUGGCGGCGGGCGACCCGGAGCAGGCGCGCUACUGCGGGCGGCUCUCCUACCUGUGCCUGAAGCUCAGCCUCAUCACCUACUCCACCACGUUCUGGGUGAUCGGGGCCCUCGUCCUUGCAGUUGGGAUUUAUGCAGAAAUUGAAAGACAGAAGUACAAAACUCUAGAAAGUGCCUUUCUAGCCCCUGCAAUUAUUUUAAUACUUUUGGGCAUUGUAAUGUUCCUGGUAUCCUUUGUGGGUGUACUGGCUUCUCUGAGAGACAAUUUAUGCCUUCUGCAAGCAUUCAUGUACAUCCUUGGUAUCUGCCUGCUGAUCGAGCUGACAGGCGGAGUGGUGGCCCUGAUCUUCAGGAACCAGACAAUCAAAUUUUUAAAUGAUAACAUUAGAAGAGGAAUUGAGAAUUACUAUGAUGAUUUAGACUUCAAGAACAUCAUGGAUUCUGUUCAAAAGCAGUUCAAGUGCUGUGGUGGGGAAGAUUAUAGAGAUUGGUCCCAAAACGUGUAUCACAACUGUGCAGCUCCAGGACCACUGGCUUGUGGGGUGCCCUACACUUGCUGCAUCAGAAAUAGGACAGACAUUAUCAACACUAUGUGUGGAUACAAAACCAUUGACCAAGAGCGCUUGAGUGUUCAGCACGUUAUCUACGUCCGAGGGUGCACGAAUGCUGUGCUCAUUUGGUUUUUGGACAACUACAGCAUCAUGGCUGGCGUGCUGCUGGGCAUACUGCUGCCCCAGUUCCUGGGCGUGCUGCUGACCUUGCUGUACGUGACCCGAGUGGAGGACAUCAUCACGGAGCACAAGCUGAGCGAGAGCCUGUUUGGGGACGCGCGCCGCGGGGCUGCCCCCGACCUGGCCGGAGCCGGCUGCUGCAUGUGUUACCCGGGCUGACCCGGGGAGCCCAGAAUCCUGCAAAUCCCCCAAACCCAGCUGCUCUGGGGAGUGCUGGCUGUGCCAGAGUGUGGGGGCGGUGGACCAGCCAGCAGCUGGCAGCGGGUGCGAGCCGGGACGCGGCGGAGGGGCCCCGCGCGGGUCCGUGGGUCAUUAAAUUCCUUCUGAGUGAUUGCUGAGUGGUGACACAGCCAGAAAAAAACUGGAGAAGAUUUGAACCUCGAUUUCUAGGAAGUGUCUUUGCGCCUCGGGAUGUCCUAUUUAAGUGUUUGUCCUUUUCCAGCUUUAUUUUCUUACUCCUUCCAGUUCUUCUCCUUCCAGAUUUCUUACUGAUCCACAUGGUGAAUAUCAAACGUGUGUUUAAUAAUGAGGUUUCAUGCUAAUCAUGAUGGAUUUACUGACAAUAAUGGAUGUGAUGCUGAUCGCUUUCAUUGCUCAGUCUUCUGUGCCUUUUAAUAAUGGGGCAAAUGCCAAUGUCAAAUCAGUCAGGUAAUGCUUGAUCUAUUUUUUAAUGCAGUUUAUUACUGUGUGGCUUUUGUACAAACUCACAGGAUGUUUGAGUCUUUGAUGUACUGUAUUUUUUCCCUUUAGUAAAUUAACUAGGUGAUUUAUGACUUUAUAUUUUUUUUUGAAUUCUGUAUGUCAAGAUGUUUCUAAAAUUUACUGUCUAAAUAAAAACAAUGAGUGGGGUUUUUUUAAAAAAAAAAAGCACAUGGAUUUUGUUUACAAUUAUUUUUAUUUUCUUAUGUAAGUUAAGCCUGUCCCUCAAAUGCUGAAUCAAAAGGUAGAAGUAGCAGGAGCUGUGAUUCUGGAUUGGAUGCUGCCUGCCCAAGCAGUUUUUGGAGAGUUGCUGAUCAUCUGUGCCUCCCUGGCUUCUCUUAGUCCCCCCAGAGCUCUGGGGUUUUUGUUGGUGUUCCUUUGUCCUGAGCG
Molecule: messenger RNA, 1898 nt
Organism: Vidua chalybeata
Lineage: Eukaryota; Metazoa; Chordata; Aves; Passeriformes; Viduidae
Gene: TSPAN15
Product: tetraspanin 15
Exons: 8
Coding region: 81-968 (295 amino acids)
Cellular component (GO): membrane
Source: RefSeq, a predicted model, not a curated record